Messenger RNA from Marchantia polymorpha subsp. ruderalis, 1270 nucleotides. The record is from the annotation of a GenBank genome assembly. NCBI's taxonomy places the organism in Eukaryota, Viridiplantae, Streptophyta, Marchantiopsida, Marchantiales, Marchantiaceae.
AAGCACACCUGCACGCUUCCCCUUCUCUCCAUCUGCAGUUUUCGCGUCCAGCCCCCGAUCGAUCACGAUGGCUUCCGUCACAGCUUGCGCUUCCACCAGCCUCGCCGGUCAAGCCCUCGGGGCUUCCAGCAACCAACUCGCCGCCAAGGUGAACGUCGGCGAUGCCCGCGUGGUCAUGCGCAAGACCGGUUCCAAGGCCGCCUCUUCCAGCAUCUGGUAUGGUGAGGACCGACCCAAGUACUUGGGCCCAUUCUCCGGUGCCACCCCAAGCUACUUGACCGGUGAGUUCCCCGGUGACUACGGUUGGGACACUGCCGGACUCUCUGCCGACCCCGAGACCUUCGCCAAGAACCGUGAAUUGGAAGUGAUCCACGCCCGAUGGGCUAUGUUGGGAGCUUUGGGAUGUGUGACCCCCGAGCUGCUGGCGAAGAACGGUGUGAAGUUCGGCGAGGCAGUAUGGUUCAAGGCCGGGUCUCAGAUCUUCUCCGAGGGAGGUCUGGACUACCUCGGCAACUCUGGCCUCGUCCACGCCCAGAGCAUUCUGGCCAUCUGGGCCUGCCAGGUCGUGCUCAUGGGAGCCAUCGAGGGAUACAGAGUCGCAGGAGGACCCCUGGGAGAGGUGAGCGACCCCAUCUACCCCGGAGGCCAGUUCGACCCCCUGAACUUGGCUGAGGAUCCCGACACCUUCGCCGAGCUCAAGGUUAAGGAGCUGAAGAACGGCCGCCUCGCCAUGUUCUCCAUGUUCGGCUUCUUCGUGCAGGCCAUCGUCACCGGCAAGGGUCCCAUCGAGAACCUGUCCGACCACUUGGCCGACCCAGCCGUCAACAACGCAUGGGCCUAUGCCACCAACUUCACCCCCGGAAACUAGAUCGCGCUCUCUUCAAUUCGUUGACACUACAACAGAUGCCUUUUUGUACCAUAGUUAGAUCGUAGGAGCUUUUGCCGAGUGAGUCGUAUGGUAGUGGCGCACAAGCCAGAAUUUGAGCUGCGGACUUUGAUCUCUGUCACCAAUUCGUCUACUGAAUAAACUUCACUUCCGCCAUCUACUUGUAUACUGCUGAUAAUCGGAAUCUCCCCUCUUUCACUGAUGCCUCAUCCGUCACAAAUUGCUCAUCAUUUGCACUUGCAUCAACUCCACGGCUAGCUCGCAGUGCCAUUACUUCGUACAGACUCACAUUGCUUGAGUUCUGCUAAUAGUUACGAGAACUUAAAUCAUUUCGCGAUCUGUUAGAAAAUUCAUUCCUGUUCCGUAACAUGCACAUAUGUACCC